AUGGCUGGGAAGUUCCAGUUUAAGAAUAUUGUUGGUGAAAUUGGUGAUUUUGUCUUGAUAUCGAAUGCAGAUUCGGCAGAACCAGACACUGAAGGCGGUUGCGAUGCGGCACGUAUUAUUGCGCUUUACGAAGACACCACCAACAGCAGCGAUCCGUUCAGGGCCCGCGUGCAGUGGUACUCGAGGCCUGGUGACUUGCCUACCUCUUGUUUUAACAAAACUGAGCCCAUACAGUUUUUGGAAAAAGAGGUUCUAGAAGAUCAUCGACCCUUCGACACAGAUGUCUCUAUAGAGACUUUCUUCAAAAAAUGCAACAUCACACUCACAUUCACAAAGGACACCAAAUUGCACCUGACAGGCCAUUACACCUAUAUUUGUAGAUAUAGGUUAAAGGCUAUCAGUAAAAGAAAAGUACAAAUUGAACCCGUUUUGGAACAGGAAAGACAGGCCUUAGAGUUACUCAGUACACCAGCUAAAAACACCCCGAGAACACCCAAAACACCAAGCAGUUUAGUCAAAAGAAUGAGCAGAGUUUCCAUAUCAGAAAAAAACUGGAGCAUCAGCAAGAAUGAUGGCACAAAAUUGCUGCUCAAAAGAGCCAUAUUAGCUGAUAAGAUUGAGAGAGAUUCACCUAAAAAAAACACACCUAAGUUGACACCAAAGAAAGCUGAGACUCCGCAAAGUUCCAGGCAACUAUCAAAAACUAAUAUUGAAGAAAUUUUAUCAAUGGAAUUGAAGGAAAACUCUGAUGAUGAACUACCUACUUUAAUCAUCAGACAACAUGUGUCAACCACGCCAAAGAGAAAAGUUUCAACACCUAGAACAUAUGAUGAAACACCAAAAAAGACACUCUUAUUUGAUGAUGAGGGAGAAACCCCAACUACUCGAUCUGGUAGAAUUAAGAAACCUGUUUGCUAUGCAGAGCCAGAAUUAUCUCCAGUUAAAAGAACUCUUAGAGUCACUAAACCUAUUACAAGUUAUGACAAACCACAUCCCUCACCUGUAAAAAGAACUCCAAGAAAAUCUGUUCGUAAAUUCACUGAAGAAAGCGAUGAUGACUUUAAGCCAAUUCCAAAGACACCUAAAACUCCAAAAACUCCCAGGACAUCAGUGGCUACACCUGGAAGAACUCCAAAGAGAAACAUCACAAGAAGAAUUGUUACUAGUGAACUGACACCUACACUUCAUUCUAGAGCUCAUUCUUUGGAUAAUCUUGAUGAAUUCUUGAAAGAAAACAAAUCACUUCCUGGUAGAGAGCACCAAUUGGAAGAAAUAUUAUCGUUUGUAAAAACAAAAUUAUUGGAAGGUACUAGUGGUUGCAUGUACAUAUCAGGCGUGCCAGGUACAGGCAAAACAGCCACAGUGUGUACUGCGCUCAAGUUCUUGAAGGAAGAAGUGGACUUGCCCGACUUCCAGCUGGUGGAAGUGAAUGGCAUGAGGAUCGCGGAACCGCGGCAGGCCUAUGUGCAGAUAUAUAAACAGCUCACAGGUAAAACAGUUGUAUGGGAACAAGCAUGUUCCCUAUUGGAGAAACGAUUUACAAAUCCUGGGCCUCGCAGGAUGCCAACAGUACUUCUUGUUGAUGAGUUGGACGCUCUGUGCACGCGUCGGCAAGACGUCCUAUACAGCAUAAUGGAAUGGGCGGCGCACAACUCUGCGCUGCUUACCGUUCUAGCCGUUGCCAACACUAUGGAUCUCCCUGAACGAGCGUUAGCUGCGCGCGUGGCGUCGCGUCUAGGUCUCACGCGCCUUACAUUCCCGCCGUAUACCCACACGCAGCUGCAGUGCAUCGUGGCUACGAGACUGGCCGGAGCUAAUGUUACUGCGGAUGCUGUACAGUUGAUUGCUAGGAAAGUGGCAGCAGUGUCGGGUGACGCUCGCCGCGCGUUAGCUCUCUGCAGUCGUGCGCUGGAAUUGGCUGGCCCUGGCGGUGCGGCACUGGCGCACGUGCAGCAGGCGCUGGCCGAAGCGGCGGCCGGAGCCCCCGUCGCGGCCAUACAGGCCUGCGCACCUGCGGAGAGGCUGAUGCUACGCGCCGUCGCCGCUGAGGUAGAAAGAACAGGUUCAGAUGAGACCACACUAUCCCGAGCUCUGAUGACAGCCUCGGCCAUAGUGGCUCUGGACGGGCGUCCGUAUAGGUCGGCGACUCAAAUCCGCGCGCCUACUCCCGCGCAAGCUCACGCGAUAUGCGCGCGAUUGGCUGCACUGCGGUUAAUACUGUUGGAGCCAAAACCGGCUGAACCGAGGCUUUUACUUAAUGUUAGUGUUGAUGACGUACAUUAUGCCACUAAGCAGAUCACUGUGUAGUUAACAAUAUUAACCAGAAUUUACAGCAAAUGUAACGUUGCCCUUGUCACUUUUUAAAUAAAUGAGUGACUUUCAUUUAUUUAAAAAGUUGUUUUUUUUAUUUUCUUUAACUGCUUAGUGAAUUAUUGAAAUUAGUUAAGUAAUUUACACUACGAACAAUAAGACCGUAAAUUGGAUGUUGCUCAUUUAAUGUAUAGUAAAUUGUUCAUAAUCAUAGUUGUUAACGAAAUACAUUAAUAAAUUAUUUUUAUAUAAACACAUUGUCAAAGUUCAUGAAUCGCCUCCCCCGACUUGCAGGAUUUUAAUGAGAGCUUCAAUGUUGUCAUCGCGAACUGCCUUCCUGCUCGCGGCUACGACUGCUUUGCUGUAUUUUCCCACUUUAAAAAAAAACAUUAAUCCACUUUAAAAAAACUCGUUUUUAUUUCAGUGACAAACACAAAACUUUUUUUCAAUCCUUAAUUAAUUGGUCAAGGGAUUAUAGUACCCUUCUGUAUGAAUAUAUAAAAUAUGCAAAAAACAUUAUUCCAUACAACACUCAUACAGAAUUCUUGAAUACAAAGUUGAAAAUAUUACUAAAUUCCCAACACAAUAAUAAGAGUAGGUUUUGUGGUAAUAAAAAUUAGGUUAUCGAGUUCUUAGUUUUAAGUAACUGCAUUUGAAAAAAAACCUGAAUUGUAUAAACUACAC
Messenger RNA from Hyposmocoma kahamanoa, 2994 nucleotides. It is a transcript of the gene Orc1, whose product is annotated as origin recognition complex subunit 1. Gene Ontology annotation, molecular function: ATP hydrolysis activity; DNA replication origin binding; ATP binding. The transcript has 9 exons. Gene Ontology annotation, biological process: mitotic DNA replication checkpoint signaling; DNA replication initiation. The coding region runs from base 1 to 2307 and encodes 768 amino acids. The record is from RefSeq and is a predicted model, not a curated record. NCBI's taxonomy places the organism in Eukaryota, Metazoa, Arthropoda, Insecta, Lepidoptera, Cosmopterigidae. Gene Ontology annotation, cellular component: nuclear origin of replication recognition complex.